This is a messenger RNA of Medioppia subpectinata, 4131 nucleotides long. The record is from the annotation of a GenBank genome assembly. NCBI's taxonomy places the organism in Eukaryota, Metazoa, Arthropoda, Arachnida, Sarcoptiformes, Oppiidae.
AUGAAAACACUGGACAACUCGUGUUUACCGAAACCAACCGGUGGUCAACUGAUCCAAACGAAGAGACAAUUAUCUCGGGUUAAGAAAUCAAAUCAAUCGGAUUUGACUCCAUAUCGAUGUACUCACGAGGGCUGUGGCCGUGAAUUCCUGCGGCCUCGCGAGCGGCGCCUUCACAUGAAAACAGUCCACUCGUCCGCACCCGACGACGAAUCCAUACCAAAGCAGUUCCGGUGUCCGGAGUCGGGCUGUGGCCGAGUCUUCAGAACUAAAGCUUUCUUGAAUACACACGUGAAUGGCGUGCACUCGACCCGUGAGUAUCGGUGCGAUUGGCCUGACUGUCAGCACAGGACACAUACACAGGCAUUGCUAGAGAGGCAUCGAUUCAUUCACAGUGAGCACAAGCCGUACGCGUGUGAUUGGCCCGAAUGUGGUCAACUCUUUAAGACUAGAUAUAUUUUGAAGAGACAUAUGAUUGUUCACAAAGGAUUGGUUCCACUCGUCAAGCAAUCGGCCGACAAAUCCUAUGUAUGCGCUCACGAGGACUGCGGCCAACGGUUCGCCACUAAAAUCCAGUUCAAUCGUCACGUGACAGUCGCGCACCCGACGGACCGGCCGUUUGCGUGCGAUUAUGAAAACUGUGGCAAACGUUUCAAAACUAAAGGGGCAUUAAUGAGUCACAAAAGGGAAGUUCACUUGACUGUCGGCCAGCAGUUCCGGUGCCCGGAGUCGGGCUGUGGCCAAGCCUUCAAAACUAAUUUGACGUUAAGAGCACACGUGAAUGGCGUGCACUCGACCCGUGAGUAUCGGUGCGAUUGGCCCGACUGUCAGUACCGGACACAUACACCGGUAUUGCUAGACAUGCAUCGACUCACUCACAGUGUGGAUAAGCCGUACGCGUGUGAUUGGCCCGCGUGUCAGUACAGGACCCGCACUUAUGGUCAGAUGAAUGCCCAUAAAAAGAGUCACUCAAACACUGAACCGCUGCUGUCCUGUGAUUGGCCCGGAUGUGAGUACAGGGCCCGCACUACGACCCUAAUAAAGACUCAUCAAGUGAUCCAUAGCGAAGACAAGCCGUGCGCCUGUGAUUGGCCUCAAUGUGAGUAUAGGGCCCGCAGUAAGCGUAGACUUUAUAACCACAAGAAGAUCCACGAUGAUACUAAACCCGUGGCCUGUGAUUGGCCCGCCUGUGAGUUCAGGUGCCGUACGGCUGGCGAAAUGAAAUCGCAUCAACUGAUCCAUACGGAUGAGCGGCCGCACGCCUGUGAUUGGCCCGAUUGUGGCAAACGGUUUAAGUCAAAAAACACGCUCAGAGACCAUGUGGUGGUCCACUCGGGCCCAGACAUGCGGUGCGAUGUGAAGGGCUGUGAGUUUAAGACCAGACAUAGAAUAAUUGAGAAACAAUUAUGUGAUAUGAAUGAAGAUAUCAAUGGAUCGGAUGAUGACAUAAAGCCUGUACUGACACCAGAAAGCGAUUGCAUUUCAUUGUCUGCAACUCAAGAGUUGGCCGAAGAGAUGUCGAGAAUUGACAACACUGUAGACAAUGUGUCGAUUGUUAAGACAUCACUCGUAUUGAGUGGUAAUAGAGUUCCCGAACAGCAAAACAGAGGCAAUCGUUUGUGUCUCAAGUUUUCUAAGAAUUUUCUAAGAUUUAGACAAUUGUCGGCACAGAAGAGGAAGUGCUCAUCGAAACCAUCCCAAGAAAGUCCACUGAAGAGGAAGUGUUGUCCAGAAGAAGACAAUAGUAAUGAAGAGAUUGUUGUCUCAAAUAUUGUUAACAUUUUUGAUGAGAACAUGAAUGACACGAUUGUCGGCACAAGUGGUCGAUUGGAGACUAACGAAGAGUUAAUGGAUGGCAACACAACUGCUAAACAAUCAGUCAAACCAACGGUCAGUUCUGCACACAAGAGUCCAUCGAAACCAUCACUCAUUACACAAUCAGCUGAUUAUCGACAUCAGUGUUCAUUCAAGUCAUGUAAUCAAUUGUUUAAGACUUUAGAUGAAUAUCACAAUCAUUUGCGGGAAAAUCAUUUGAAACACAAGUGUAUUGAAUGCCAGAAGAUCUUCGCGUCACCGGAACUGCUCUCAAAACACCAAAAGUAUUGCAAACGAAAUGUUGUGUUAAAUAGAUUUAAAGCUAAAAAUACAGAUAAUAAUCAAGUGAUGAAAACACUGGACAACUCGUGUCCACCGAAACCAACCCAUAAUAAGACUUCACAACACAAUUGUAUUGUAUGUCAAAAAGUCUUCGCUUCACCGGAACUGUUGUCAACACAUCAAAAGUCUUGUAAAGUUAAGGUUUUGUUAGUUUUUCAGAACAAGACUUCAGCCGAUGGCCAACUGAUCCAAACGAAGAGACAAUUAUCUCCGGUUACGAAAUCAAAUCAAUCGGAUAUCACUCCAUAUCAAUGCGUUUACACGACUUGUGUUCACCGGUUUAAGACAUUAGAAGAAUAUAACAAUCAUUUAGUAGAAGAACACAAGUCAUGUCCACUCAUACUAUCCGAUAGCUCUUCAUAUCAAUGCAUAUUCACGUCUUGUGGACUACUGUUGGAGACAUCGGAUGACUAUAACAAACAUUUGCGUGAAAUUCAUUUGAAACACAAUUGCGAUAAAUGUCAGAAAGUGUUCGCAUCACCGGAUCUGUUGACUAAAUACCACUCGUGUCCACCAAAACCAUACAAAUGUCCGCUUCAAUGGUGCGACCGAUCGUAUCAAUCAAAGUCUGAACUAACAAAUCACGUGAACAAACACAACGGUCUUCGGCCCUAUCGAUGCACUCACGAGGGCUGUGGCCGUGAAUUCCUGCGUCCGGGCGAUCGGCGCCUUCACAUGAAAGCUGUCCACUCGUCCGCACCCGACGACCAAUCCAUACCAAAGCAAUACCCGUGUCCGCAGUCGAGCUGUGGCCGAGUCUUCAAAACUAACAAUAGCUUAUAUGUACACAUGAAUAGCGCGCACUCGACCCGUGAGUAUCGGUGCGAUUGGCCCGACUGUGCCUACAGGACACACACACAGAAAUAUUUAAACAAUCACCGAUUCGUUCACAGUGAGGACAAGCCGUUCGCGUGUGAUUGGCCCGGAUGUCAGUACACCGCCCGUAGUUAUACGAAUUUAUACGCACAUAAAACGACUCACAAAGACAAUAGACCGCUGGCCUGUGAUUGGCCCGAAUGUGGCCAACGCUUUAAGACUAAAUCCAUUUUAAAGAAUCAUAUGAUUGUUCACAAAGGAUUGGUUCCACCCGUUAAUCAAUCGGCCGACAAAUCCUAUGUAUGCGCUCACGAGGACUGCGGCCAACGGUUCGCUAUUAAAUCCCUAUUCAAUCGUCACGUGACAGCCGCGCACCCGACGGACCAGCCGUUUGCGUGCGAUUAUGAAAACUGUGGCAAACGUUUCAAAACUAGAAAGCGAUUAAUGAGUCACAAAAGGACAUAUCACUCGACUGUUAGCCUACAGUUGUCGUGUCCGGAGUCGGGCUGUGGUCGAGUUUUCAAAACUAAAAGUGGUUUUAAUUCACACAUGAAUGGCGUGCACUCCACCCGUGAGUAUCGGUGCGAUUGGCCCGACUGUGAGUUCCGGACACAUACACAGGCGAUAUUAAAAAUGCAUCGACUCAUUCACAGUGAGGACAAGCCGUACGCGUGUGAUUGGCCCGCGUGUCAGUAUAGGGCCCGCACAUAUGGUCAGAUAACUGUCCAUAAAAAUAUUCACUCAGACAAUGAACCGCUGCUGGCCUGUGAUUGGCCCGGAUGUGAGUACACGGCCCGCAUUUUGUCCCAAAUAAAGAAACAUCAAGUGAUCCAUAGCGACGACAGGCCGUACGCCUGUGAUUGGCCGCAAUGCGAGUAUAGGGCCGGCAAUAAGCAUAGACUUAAUGCACACAAGAAGAUCCACGAUGAUACUAAACCUGUGGCCUGUGAUUGGCCCGCGUGUGAGUACAGGUGCCGUUCGGUUAACUCUAUGAAAACGCAUCAACUGAUCCAUACGGAUGAGCGGCCGCACGCCUGUGAUUGGCCCGAUUGUGGCAAACGGUUUAAAUCAAAAAACAUACUCAAAGACCAUGUGGUGGUCCACACGGGCCCAGACAUGCGGUGCGAUGUGAAGGGCUGUGAGUUUAGGACCAGACAUAGA